Dendrobium catenatum is the source of this 2770-nucleotide messenger RNA. RefSeq lists its product as uncharacterized. The record is from RefSeq and is a predicted model, not a curated record. The transcript has 2 exons. Lineage: Eukaryota; Viridiplantae; Streptophyta; Magnoliopsida; Asparagales; Orchidaceae. Bases 1397 to 2233 code for a protein of 278 amino acids.
CAAAAUAAAUUAGAUGGCCAUGGGUCCAUGGCUCCCAUCCACCUUUCGAGCUCCCGCGGAUCGCGACCUGGUGAUGAUGCUUGUAAGCCACUUGUACGGGAUUCUGGGCUUGUUGAGGUGAGGAAGAUUGCUGCGGCGUUGGCCAAGAUGGGAAUAUUUGAGCUUUGACGCGAGGGCCUGCGGUGUUUCUCCGGCCUUCCGUCCUUUAUUUGAUUAGAGGAAAUUCAGAAUGGCAUCACCAUCUUCAAAUGGGGUUGUCCUAUCUUAGUGUUUUCUUCCCCAGUUUUCUUCCUAUCUGCUUGCUGUUUUUGCUUCCAAGACGCAUCAAAUUGCUAUCAGAGCGAGGUUUUGGAGAAAUGGCAGCAAAGAAGGUGAAUGCGUUGGAAGGCAAAGUGGAGCAAAUCAAAUCCUGGAUGAAGGAGAAGUUCUCAACCAUCUAAGAGGAAGGUUUUUAGCUAUUUAGAAUCAAAUGGAGAGACGAUUUGGAGGGUUGGAGGAGAUAAUGAGAAAGCUCAUGGAUAUGCAAUCCAAAACUUCACUGGCGGUUCCGAUUGCUAAUCAUAACCAAGAUUUGACCGAGAUUUCGUUGGCAGAAUCUAAGAGAAAGGAUAUCGGAUGGGAGGAGUUCAACAUGUAGGGAAUUUUGUGGUAAAGGUGGUAAGUUGGUCGACCACUAUGGGAGACAUUUCGGGCAAGGAGGGUGGGCGAUCGAAGAUGGAAGGGGUCAAGCUGAUCCAUGGGGAUCAGAUUAUUCAAGGUGGGUGGAAGAAAGGUGGAAUUCCCACCCUCGAUACACUGGAGAAACAUGGAGGGAUCAUGACAACCACUACACUGGAUGAGGAAGAAGUUAUUGGGGUGGUGGUGAUCCUAGGGUGAGAAAAGUUAAAGAUGUGAAAGAUUGGGGAGAAGAAGAGUGAGAGUUCAAUAAGUGAUACACAAGUUUCUUCCGAGGAUAAAUAAAUCGACAAGGUGAAGCAGUCUGAUAUGAAGCUAAAUAAAGCAUCAUAUGCAAUAAGGAAGUUGGUCUCCAAUGCAUAUGCUCGUCAGCUUUUAAAGUCUACACCAAGGACCAAGUCUAUACGCAUCACUUGCGAUCCUAUGAGGCCUGAUUCCUCAUGGAAUUGGCUGGAGAGGUGGAUGGGUCUAACAUUAAUGGAUCGAUAGAAGUUCAUUUUGAACUAGAAUAAUGUAGAGAAAUAUGUGAAGAAUGACCUAGCUGCUUAUGAUGUUCAUGUUGGGUUGCAUGUUAUUUCUCAACAAGCAUCACCUGAUUCCGAAUUAGUUGGUAAUUCUCUAGAAGUGUCAGAGGUCGAAGGGAAUCUGAUAACUAAGAGCUUUAGGACAAAACUUUUGGUUCUUGCAUGUGUUUUAAAUCAAGUCCCUACUAUUCAAGAUAAUGAACUGCAGUCUCAUUUUCAAGAGACUGUCUAUGGAGAAUGAUAAAGACUGGUCUAAAAUAGAAGCUAAAAUAGUUUCAGAUGGCAGUUUACAUUUGAAACUUGAUGGUAACCCAAGUAAACUUGAUUAUAAUGAAGAGAACUUUAACAAUGGUGCCAAAAAUGAACUCAGUGAUGUUGAAGAAAAUGGAGGGAAGGUUGUUAGUGGAUCUAGGAAGUCAAAGAAUCCUACUUUUGCUAUUGUACAAACAAAAUUUGAAGAGCUCGGUUCUGCUCCUGAUUCUAAUAGAUUUAUUGACUAUGCCUCAACUGAUGUUGUUAAUGUAUCAAAAUCAUCUUAUUCUCAAAUGGUCUUCAUAUCCAAAGAAGUUAAUAAGAGAAAAGCGGUUUACUCCAAGGUGGAUAAGGACGUUAACCUGAAUAAGAAACUAUCCUGCCAUUGUCCAAAAGACCAAGGUACUGCUUCUGCAUAUGCAACUGAGAUUUAUGUUUCGUCACUUGACAAACCAGAAGAUUCUCUUUCUGAAAUUGCUCCAGAACUCAGAAUUUCAAAUGUACUAAACCAUGGUGUGGUAACUGUUGGCAAUGGCUCAUUGAAAUUUGACGAAACCAAAAUUGAAACAAAUAACUAUUUAUCAAAUUUGAUUGCAGUUUUGCCACAAAAGAAGGAAGAGAGCAGCAAAAACGUGGCCAUCUCAGUUUCUUCUAUUGAAGAAGUGCAAGGGGAGGAUAAAGAUACAUAUGUUGAUAAUCAUCGCCAUAUAGGUCUCCCAAAAGCCAUACAAUUGUUAAAGAUUCUCCUGCAACGCCAUCCAGUCAGGUAUCUCUGCAUGUAAGAACUAACAAGUCAGAGGAUAAUAUCCCUGCAAGGAAGAAGAAGUCAGGCAAAUUCACUAAGCAGAAAUCUACAUUAGCUGACACUUUUUAUACUAAAAGACUACAUUCUAGUGUGGAAGUUGAUAUUAUGGGAACAUCUAGUUUAAACUUUCAUUCCUUGCCAAAGGAGUCCUCGACAGCUUCUUCAAAGAAUUGCACAUUCAAAGAAGGUGAUAAGAGUAAAAUAUGUUGAUACGAUGCAUUUUUCUGGACUACCUUUUCCAGCUUAUAGAGGUCCACAUUAUGACUUUUGUCGUAAAGUAAUUAUGACAUUUGAAGAAAACAGAUCAUGCAAAAUUGGUGUAAAAUUUAGCAAACAUAUAGUUGAAGGUAAUAAUCUUGGUAGUCUAUGUGAAAAGGAUCACGGGUUCUUCUGUACAGCUCACUUGCUUUGUUUGGACUGUAUUGGUACAGACGAUUCUGAAAGGACUGCUAUCAAUGAGUUAAUAGACCUUGUGUAAUGUUUCACGAACCUAAUAAACCUUGAUUAUAAAUGA